CGCUCGCUCCUCCUCGAUUUCUCAUCUCAACAACUCAGAUCUCCGCGGCGUCAAGAGUGAUGAUGACCCCUGAAUGUAUUUGUCAUGAGGGUAUCACCUCGCUUUGGGUGCGCGACGGGUCUGGGUAGAAGAGAGGGAGCAAUGGAAGGUAUGGUCUCACCUUCGUUCUGUACAAGCCGGAGAAGUUGCGGUUAGAGGACGGCCCGCUAUUCUCCAUCCAGCCGUCGACUCACCAUUCAAGCGCGGAAGAUAGCGAGGGCAAAAGGGACGGCCCGUUGUAGCCGCAAUCACUGGGCAAAGGUCUCCCUCACGGUCUCCGAAGGACAUGAUGCCAUCCUCUUCCCCCUCUACCCCAUCCUCCUCGGCACAGGCGUCGCAACGCCAGUCAACCAGACUCUCACCUCCUCGCCUCUCCCUAUUCACCUCCGCCUCCAUGCCAGAAAUGUACCACGAACCUCAAGGUACCGAGCCACAAUGGCGCAUCCCCAUGGCCAGGGCCACGCCGCGACCUCAUGGCCACCUAGUCGACGAACAGGGCCGAUCCAAAGGUCCCGCACCACCCCAGCCACUCCCUCGUGUGCUUCACCCACCCGACGAGCCCGCCUCACCGGGCAUCCGUAACAACCACGGAGAUGUGACACAGCCCUCCAAUAGUGGAGCGCUGCACGCCUUAUUCUGGCUGAUAGGCAUGACAGUACUCCUCGUCUUGCUGCAGCAACCAAGGAUUCGACGUCGCCUUGUACGCCUUGCGGAUGUACUCAGUGACGUAGGGCGUGGCUGGCCGGUCAUCAUUCGCCCUGACAUACUGCUGCUGCGAGCAUUGCGCUCCUUGAUCUUUGGCGUAGGUGUGGAGCCGGAGGGCCUGCUGUCCCAGGGGAGCUGGCGGGGCCAGGUCGUGUUCAUUGCGGGCGCUAGCGGGGGCAUUGGGUUUGAGGUACUGUGGGAGUGUCUGGCUACUGCUGGUGCUCAGAUUAUCGCAGGAGUCCGGAGUGCAGAGAGGGAGGAAGAUGUCAAGUGUCGUAUCAAGAUCCGAGCUGGUGGAGACGAGAAAGGGGUCGCCUUGCUCGAGCGGGUCACCUUCGUCAUCUGCAACUUUGCAACGCUCCAGUCUUCAGUCGACGGUGCAAAGGCUAUUCUCUCCGCCGUCUUUGAUGCCUCUCCGGACGGACGGCUAGACGCAUUCAUCAAUACAGUUGGCGUGGCCUGGCUAUCUGAAUCUGGCCAUCAGGUAACAGAGGACGGUGUCGAGUGGCUGACGGGAAUCAACGCCCUCAAUCCCCUGGCUACACUGCUCGUGGUUCUUGCUGCGCAGCAGGAACGACGACUGCACUGCCCUCCGCCGAAGGUGAUCUUCUUCUCGAGCUUGUCACACGUCUGGCUGGGGUGGAGAGGCCCGAGGUAUGAGAGUUGGGAGGCGCUAGCUGAAGAUCAAGGGAAGCGCGGGUGGCUAGCGAGGUAUGGGCAUAGCAAGUUGACCCAACUCCUCCUGCUCUCGUCCCUCACUCGUGACCUCCCCGCCAACCUUCUGGACGACCCAAUCCACGCCGUCAAUCCCGGGGAGUGCUACACGCCGUUCCAUGAUACGCUCUGCCUUUACCUCGUUACGCGCCCAAUCAAGCAGCGUACUCAUGUCGUCUCUACUGAUGGCAAAGGUGCCACCACUCCCUCGACGAGCCUGGCCCAGCUGCUGCAGCAGGGCUGGGAAAGUGCCUGGCUCCGCCUCAAGCUCGCCUACUAUCGCCGGCAGUACAAUUUCAACUGCAAGUCCCACGCUGGAGCCCUGUGGCGCAAAUGGGGUCUCUUGUCUGCCCUAGAAGGGGCCAAUGUAGGUCUCGCCGCACUUAGCCGCCCUGCUACCACAACUUUGCCUGCCGGUCACGAGCCUAGACACUUGGCGUACUGGUGCUACAACUUCUGGACGGGAGCAAGGCAGAGCAUGCCGGGGACGGUGGCCCGUGAUGAGGUGUUGAGGGGAGAGGCGUGGCGAUUGGCCAAGGGGACGUUACUGGAGUUCUUUGCGGGGAGGGCGGAGAUGGAAGGGACUGGGGUGGAACGAGAGGAUGUGGUGGAGCUUUUACUGCGCGCGGCUGGGGAUGAAAGGGAGGGAGAGCAGGAGAUGGUAGGAGACGGUACGGUCGUCCUUCAUGAGGUCGACAAAGAGGAUUGAGCCAUGCCCGCUGUAGAUGCUCGAUCUGCCGUGUUCCCUACUUGCACCUCACUACAGUUACUCUGCUCGUAUUCUGCUCUAAUUUUAUUACAUUUCUACUCAC
Molecule: messenger RNA, 2270 nt
Organism: Jaminaea rosea
Lineage: Eukaryota; Fungi; Basidiomycota; Exobasidiomycetes; Microstromatales
Product: NAD(P)-binding protein
Exons: 2
Coding region: 326-2167 (613 amino acids)
Source: RefSeq, a predicted model, not a curated record